AGAUCCUGAAGGCACUAACUAAGGUAUUUCCAGGCAACCAAGGAUCUUACCUCUCACACUGAGAAAAACCAUAACUUCAGAGACAUUUCCUGGUGCCAAAUUCAAGUCCUUUCAGAGAACCCUGUACUAAUUAUUUUCCAGUACCACUCUCCAUGGAAUCAAAAGAGUUGCAAACACGGCCUUUGUAGAUGCAGGGAAACCCACAUUCUUUUCAGGGCUGGUGUUAACCCAUGAGAAGCAACCAUUCCCUCGACGACUUCUCCUUUAUGGUUCCUACCCAGGAGCAUGGCCAACUCUCCCACGGAAUCCAUAAUGGCUCACACAAAUAGAUUUCUUUCCAUUCCUCCUUGGAGGGCUCUCCACAUUUAUCUGCUCAAGACGUAGCAGCUCCAGAACCAUGGUCAGUAAGGACACCGGCAAAUGCAUACUCACAACGUCGGAGAGUGAAGUGGAAUCCGCCGCCUGUCUGGCCCUGGAGAUGAAAUACGCCCUGGACCCCAACCGGCAGAUUAAAAAACGGAACAAAGCCCUGCAGGUGCGGUUUAAGGAUAUCUGCGAGGCGCAGAAUGAGCAGAGGGACACGCAGCUGUCCUCGGGCCAGCUGGGGGAGAAGCGGGAGGCCAAGCCCGUGUCCUGCAGAGCCGCCUACCGCAAAUACAUGACAGUGCCCGCACGCAGGUCCAUCCCCAACGUCACCAAGAGCACAGGCGUGCAGACCUCGCCCGACCUUAAGAAGUGUUACCAGACGUUCCCUCUGGACCGCAAAAAGGGGAACCUCAAAAGCUUCCCAGCUGCAGAUUCCUUUAAAAGCCAAAACAAUGGGUUUGUAACGGAUGCUAAAGAGAAGAACGAGGCUGGACCCAUGGAGGCGGCCCGGCCGUGUGGCGCAGGGCGGGUGUACAAGACCACAGCCUUGGUUUUCCAUUCGAAUGAACACAUGAACGCAGCAGACCAGCCUUUGGGGGUCAACUGCGCAGAACCCUGUAAAAGCCCGGAGCUGCUCAGCUAUGGAGAGGCUGCGCUCCAAAACUCCGCUCGGCCCCCCUCCGAAGAGCCCGAUUACCAGCUGCUCGGGAGGGCCAAGCAGGACCGGGACAGGCCAAACUCCGAGGAGCCCGCUCCAUCUGCCCUCGGGAGGGUGUUUAAAACAGAGGUUGCCACCGUUUACGCACCUGCCCUCAGUGCCAGGGCCCCCGAGCCUGGUUUGUCAAACUCUGCGGCCGCCAGCCAGUGGUCACUCUGCCCAGCAGACGAGGAGCGGAGGAGAGCCACACAUCUCAACGGGCUCCAGGCGCCCUCGGAAACUGCCCUGGCCUGCUCACCCCCGAUGCAGUGCCUGUCCCCUGAAUGUAGUGAGCAGCCCUCGCAGACUCACACCCCGCCGGGGCUGGGGAACCAGCCUAGUCCCACAGCGGUUGCUGCAGGUGAAGAAUGCCAACAAAUCGUGCCUCAUACAGAAGUGGUCGACCUCAAAGCACAACUUCAGAUGAUGGAGAACUUGAUCAGUUCAAGCCAAGAAACCAUCAAAGUGCUCUUGGGGGUCAUUCAGGAGUUGGAAAAAGGAGAGGCCCAUCGGGAAGGGCUUUCAUAUCGGACGGGGCAAGACACAGCUAAUUGUGACACAUGCAGGAACAGUGCAUGUAUUAUCUAUAGUGUGGAGCUGGAUUUUAAGCAGCAAGAAGACAAACUCCAGCCAGUUCUGAGAAAACUCCACCCUAUUGAGGAAACUCAGGUCAUACCUUCGCCUUACUCUCAGGAGACUUACUCCUCAACUCCCAAGCAAAAAUCCAAAACUGAAUCUAAAAAGCACGGAAGAUGGAAACUCUGGUUCCUUUAACACUCACGGUGUCCGGAGUCUCGAGGCCGUCUUUAGAACCCACUGGAGUUUAAGUCAACACUUUUCCAAAAUGAAUAGGAUCGAGGGAACUGUGGUGCCCAUUCAGGCACCUCCCACUUCUCGCCCUGCGUACCAAAAAGGCCUUUGUACCAACAGAUAAUUAACAGAAUCAAGGUAUUCCGUGUCACUCCUUGCCAGCUGUUCUUUGCAGUUCACUGAUGUGGGAUGUGAAAUCUGAAAUGAAACUUACAUAGUCCAAGAUGAUAAGUAAAAAUUUUCCCCCCACCCCCGAUCUGCAAGUAAUACAUUAUCAACCUGCAAGAUGGCAGGCUGUCACCCUGUACACAGCUAUAACUCAUAAUUAUUUUCAAGCCUUGAUUUUCUUUUUAAUAAUGAGAAGAAAAAGCAAGCCUUAUGUUUGCGAAGGACUUCAUUUUUAUGUUUCAUUUUGCAAAUAAGCAGGGGGCGAGUGCAAUUUUCAGCACAUCAAAUUCCGGAGAAAGCACAAUUUUUUCAAGUGGUCGGAGACCAUGAAUAAUCUCUAAAAUGUGACUAUAUGUAUAUUUGCCUUCAUGUGCUAUAGCGCUAAGCCAAGUGACCACAUCUCAGUGUCACAUUGACACCUCAAAGUUAGCAUCCUCUUCAUCUCCAGACUUACGACAUGUUUACUGCUCAUUUUCCAAAUGGCCAGCAGCCAGGAGUCCCCCCAAAGUCAGGAUAUGCCUUUAAUCGCUACAAGUAGACAGGGUCAGAGCUACCAGACACAAAGCUUUCUUAGAUCUCAUUUUUAAUCUUUUGGUACCCAAAGGCCAACUGAUACAUUCUGGCAAGAAUCUGAGAACACACAUAGAGAUACACGAUGGAUAAUCCAACCACCAAUGAAUCACAGGCAUUCUGUGCCAUGGCAGACAGUGUUUUUGUGGAUCAAUCCUCUGAGAAACUGUUAGCCAUGGUAAGUGCAGCCAGACAUGAUAUACAAUUCGUUAUGCUUUGUAUUAACGGUGGAAGACCUGACCAUCUCAAAGAGAAAUAGCGUGUUUAGUUUAGCUGCUACCAAGGGACAACGUCGCCUACAUUUAACCUAUUAGUAAGUUGUACUAAACAACAUACUUAGGGGAAAGCUGUGAAUCAAAUGUUUUUAGAUAUUUUUUAAAUCAACAGUAACACUUAGAGUUCUCUCUUGAUUACACAUUGCAAUGUAAAUCUUAGUUCCUUUAUUUUUUCACUCAUUUCUUUGCACCUUGCAAGUAUCUUUUUAUAGAAAUCAAAUCCCCUAGUCUAUUAAUGCCUUUGUCUAUCAAUUUUUUUGAUUUUCACAAUAGGAAGUAGGGAUCUUACUUUGCCUUUUUUUGGUACAACUUAAAUUUUGAAUAGUUUGUGAGCAUACAGGAAAACCUAGUCUUGAAGUUUCAGUCCAGCAGUUUCACAUCUAGCAGAGUGCUGACAUGCACACCUCAUUGAUUAGAUGCCAAACACACAGUGGCUGACCUUGGUAAAAGGAUCGCACCUGCUUUUAUCAGAUUGGAGCUACUUCUUGCCAUGUAUUUUCCUCCUGACUCAAUAGCAAAUCUGUUUUAGUUCUAAGUGUUUUGAUUCUACAAGGACCUAGUGAUCAGUAAUCAGAUCGGACCUUGAAAAAAAAUGAAGAGUAUAUCGUGUAAACAUUCUUUGGGGGCCACUCAAACAAUACCGCAGUUGUAUGCUUUAAUUUAAAACACACAUGUGCACACACACAUCUUUUGCGGAAACACUAUAUGAGGUUCGAAUCCCUGAAUAUCAGUAAAAGGAAAUGAGAAAUAUUUUUGUGCAAGAACAAUGAGGAAGUUGAUCCUAUAACAUGAAGGAAGUGUAAUUGUUUCAUGUAAACAUUUAAAAAUGGGUUUCAUGUUUUUUAUACUGUUUUUAACUAAAGUUAUAAAAAUGUUUCCAACAAGUUCUCUGUCCUUAUGUUUUAAGAAUCCCAGCUAUCUCAGUAAAUUGAAAUAAGGGUAUUAGCAUUUUUCUAAUCAGUAAUACAAAUCUGUCUAAACAAGAGGACAUCCUAGUACACAAAAUAAUGUCACUGUUUCACACCAGUCUAGACCAAAAAGAAAAAAAAAAAUUAAAAUGUUCAGAGUCAAAAAGGAACUUCUGAAGAUAAACUAAUUCCUCCCUAAAAAUUAAAGUAUGUUUAAAACGGAAAAAACUAUUGUCAAAAUCAUUUCCUAGUUUAAUUGCAACUCGUCACUAACAGAUGGUGAUUCUUCUCUUGGAAAGAUUCAAGUAAAAACUCUGAUACAAAAGCAAGGUAAAACGCACAGGGUUCCCUUAUGUAGAUGUACACAUGGCAUUGCAUAUAGAGAUUAAAUUAUUAUACUUGUCAUUAAGUUCUUUAUUAAUUUUUAAAUAAAAAAAUCAAAGAUG
This is a messenger RNA of Mandrillus leucophaeus (drill), 4240 nucleotides long. It is a transcript of the gene INSYN2A, whose product is annotated as family with sequence similarity 196, member A. The record is from RefSeq and is a predicted model, not a curated record. Gene Ontology annotation, cellular component: postsynaptic density. The coding region runs from base 398 to 1837 and encodes 479 amino acids. NCBI's taxonomy places the organism in Eukaryota, Metazoa, Chordata, Mammalia, Primates, Cercopithecidae. Gene Ontology annotation, biological process: inhibitory postsynaptic potential. The transcript is spliced from 5 exons.